Messenger RNA from Ascoidea rubescens DSM 1968, 1638 nucleotides. It is a transcript of the gene TUP1, whose product is annotated as chromatin-silencing transcriptional regulator TUP1. Gene Ontology annotation, molecular function: protein binding. The record is from RefSeq and is a predicted model, not a curated record. The coding region runs from base 1 to 1638 and encodes 545 amino acids. NCBI's taxonomy places the organism in Eukaryota, Fungi, Ascomycota, Saccharomycetes, Ascoideales, Ascoideaceae. The transcript has 2 exons.
AUGUCCUACCAACAACAAAGACCUCCUUUAAAUCUUGAUCAAAGAUUAAACGAAUUAUUAGAUGCUAUUAAACAAGAAUUUGAUCAGGUUAAAAACGAAGCUUUUAGACUUCAUAAAGAUGAAAGUGAAGGCAAAUAUAAUAAACAAGUGGCAGAGUUAAGAGAUAUUAGAAACACUGUUUAUAACUUACAACAAACUCAUGAAAGAAUAAAACGUCAAUAUGAGGAAGAUAUCUCCAGAUUAAAAGCUGAACUUGAACAAAGAGACCGUCAAUCUUCUCAAUUACAAUAUCAUAACCAACAAAAUGCUGCUGCCCAAACACAACAAUCUCCCACUCAAUUGCCCCCUCCACAAACUCCUCAAUUACAACAACAACAGCCUCCAAAUCAACUUCAAACAACACAAAAUGGAGCCCAGGCUUCAAAUAAUCAACCAAAUCAACUUCAGACAAACCAACAAAUCACUCAAGCUCCAAAUUCAGCUGAUUCUCAACAAUCUAUAUCUGAUAAACCAAUUCCAACCUUUUUGAAAGAAUUAGAUGCUCAAUUAGUACCCGAACAAUGGAAAAAACAAACACAUGAAUUUUAUGUCUUAUAUAAUCCAGCAUUACCAAAAACUUUAGAUGUCGAUCUCGUUCACUCAUUUGACCAUAAUUCGGUUGUUUGCUGUGUUAGAUUUUCAAGAGAUGGUAAAUACUUGGCCACAGGUUGCAAUAAAUCGGCUCAAAUUUAUGGUGUUGAAUCUGGUCAAUUAGUUGCCAGAUUAACUGAUGAUGGCAAUUUCCUUAAUGGCACCAAUGGUGCUCCUUCUAAUGCAGCUAAUCCUGAGGCUAAUAGUGGAGAUUUGUACAUUAGAGCUGUUACAUUCUCUCCUGAUGGCAAAUAUCUUGCUACGGGUGCUGAGGAUAAAUUAAUUAGAAUUUGGGAUUUAAGUUCAAGAAGUGUUAUCCAAUACUUAAAAGGCCAUGAACAAGAUAUUUAUUCAUUGGAUUAUUUCCCAGAUGGUACAAAAUUAGUUUCUGGUUCUGGUGAUAAAUCAGUGAGAAUCUGGGAUUUAAAUACCAGCCAAACUUCAUUAACUUUAGCUAUUGAAGAUGGUGUCACAACCGUCGCAGUAUCCCCAGACUCUUCAUUGAUUGCAGCAGGUUCUUUAGACAGGAUUGUUAGAGUAUGGAACGCAUCAUCUGGUUUCUUAGUUGAUAGGUUAGAUGGGGCUGAACUAAACAAUGGACACAAAGAUAGUGUUUAUUCAGUUCAAUUUACUCACGAUGGUAAAGAAAUCACCUCUGGUUCCUUAGAUACUACGGUUAAAUUAUGGGCAUUAGAUACGAAUAAAAAUGGUGCUACUAAUAAGGCUAAUGUCAAAUGUGAGGUUACUUAUCGUGGACAUAAGGAUUUUGUUUUAAGUGUCUGUUCUACGCCAGACAAUGAAUAUAUUUUAAGUGGAAGUAAAGACAGGGGAGUUAUCUUCUGGGAUAAGAACUCGGGAGAUCCAUUAUUCAUGUUGCAAGGGCAUAGAAACUCUGUUAUUAGUGUCUGUGUUAGCAACAAUGGCAUUGGUGGCAAUGGAUAUUUUGCCACAGGUAGUGGUGAUUGCAAAGCCAGAAUCUGGAAAUAUAAAAGAGAUUUCAACCAAUAG